AUGUCCAUGAAUUUCGUCGCAAUAAUUGAACAUCUUGCAUUUCUUCUCGUUUCCGUCACCUGUUUCGCGAUUUCUUUGUGUGGCCAACGUGUGCCGUCUACCAGAGAACGAAGUAGCCGACGUGGCCCGGAUGACUCCGCCUCCUCGUCCCAAAAGCAGACAUCUCAAGUGGAGACAGAGAAAGAGGCGGCGAAACGCAGUGAAUAUAGUCACAAAAGUCAGAGAAAUGAGACAAUGGACUCGAUCCGUAUCAUGCGUGGCAAGAAAAACCAGCGAAAGCAAAAAGAUCCGAAGGAGUUGAAGCCGGACCGGUCGGAUUCGCAGCACACCGAGAUUAUCAAUGUUCCGUUGGGCAAAGCGGCGAAAGACGCUCCCUCCCCGUCGAAAGAAGAAAAGGGUACAGAGAAUCGGGCACGUGUCCAGUUUGCUGAAAAACUGGUCAAAUCUUCCAAGACACCAACACAGAGCUCACCAGCUGCUCCACAGAAGCCCAAGGAGCCAGAAAUGUCAAAAAAAAUCGAAAAAAUCGAAGAAAUCGUUCAAAGACGCGUUCUCCAGGAAGAGUAA
This is a messenger RNA of Caenorhabditis remanei, 567 nucleotides long. RefSeq lists its product as uncharacterized. The record is from RefSeq and is a predicted model, not a curated record. Lineage: Eukaryota; Metazoa; Nematoda; Chromadorea; Rhabditida; Rhabditidae. The coding region runs from base 1 to 567 and encodes 188 amino acids. The transcript is spliced from 4 exons.